GAGAAUAUAUAGAUCGAUUACGAAAAGAAUGAAAGGCACCGAUUGACAAUAGUACGGAAAAAAGUAGAAAAGCAAUCGCUAGCUUUGGCUUUCCACAAGCAACCAAUGCCACUCAUGUAAUCAGACAAACAAGCAUGAAGAAAGCUAUGUCUACCAGCUCGGAAGCCUCGGAUGUCCACAGUCGACGGGACCAUAGUACAAAUCGAAGUCCUCGAUUACUAUGUUCUAAGUUAGCCCUCUCCACUUCUCAGCACGCUCUUCGGGUCACCAAACCAUACUGCGGAGUCCCUGACUCCCUGUGAUCUUUGUCUUUAAAAACCAAGUGAUUUCUUCGUUGUUUUUCAUUGUCUUUUUCCCUGUCAAUUCUUGUAAGCUAUGGCUGGGAAAGGCCAGGGUCCGGCGAUUGGGAUCGAUUUGGGAACAAGCUACUCCUGUGUGGCAGUUUGGAAACAUAAUCGGGUGGAGAUCAUACCCAAUGAUCAUGGGAACCGAAAAACACCGUCUUUUGUAGCUUUCAAUGAGACUCACCGUUUGAUCGGUCAUGCGGCCAUGGACCAGGCAGCCAUGAACCCUACCGACACUAUUUAUGACUCUAAACGUUUGAUUGGACGGCAAUUCAGUGAUGCCUCAGUGCAAAAUGACAAGAAAUUGUGGCCAUUCAAGGUGAUUAAUGACCCUGAUAAUGGGAGGCCCAUUAUUGUUGUUACCUACAAGUACGAGGAAAAGCAGUUUCUGGCUGAAGAAAUUUCUUCAAUGAUUCUCAUAAAGAUGAAGGAGAUUGCAGAGGCUUAUUGUGGUUCAAAGAUCAAGAAUGCUGUUAUCUCUGUUCCUGCUCGUUUCAAUCACUCACAACGUCAAGCCACAAUGGAUGCUGGCGUCAUUGCGGGCCUAAAUGCGGUGCGUAUAAUCAAAGAGCCAAGUGCUGCUGCUUUAGCAUAUGGGCUUGACAAGGAGUAUGGUAGUACUGGUAAGAAGAAUGUGCUCAUCUUUGAUCUUGGUGGUGGCACGUUUGAUGUCUCGCUUAUCACUAUUGAUGAGGGCAUCUUUGAAGUGAAAGCUACCGCUGGUGAUACCCACUUGGGAGGUGAAGAUUUUGAUAACAGGAUGGUGAUCCAUUUCGUUCAGGAAUUCAAGAGGAAGCACAAUAAAAAUAUCAGUGGAAACCCCAGGGCUCUGAGAAGGUUGAGGACUGCUUGUGAGAGGGCUAAAAGGACUCUCUCAUCUACUGCUCAAACCACCAUUGAAAUUGAUUCUCUGUAUGAGGGUAUUGAUUUCUACUCGAAGAUUACCCAAGCGAGAUUUGAGGAGCUUAACAUGGACUUAUUCAGUAAGUGUAUGGAGCCUGUGGAGCAGUGUUUGAGGGAUGCUAAGAUGGACAAGAGCAGCGUCCAUGACGUGGUUCUAGUCGGUGGGUCUACUAGGAUCCCCAAGGUUCAGCAAUUGUUGCAGGACUUCUUCAAUGGGAAGGAGCUUUGCAAGAGCAUUAACCCUGACGAGGCGGUUGCCUAUGGCGCUGCUGUUCAGGCUGCAAUCCUUAGCGGUGAGGGUAAUGAGAAGGUGCAGGGCUUCUUGUUGCUGGAUGCCACUCCUCAUUCGCUUGGUUGGGAGGCUGCUGGAGGCGUCAUGUCUGUUUUGAUUCCAAGGAACACCCCCAUUCCCAUUAAGAAGGAGCAUGUUUUCUCAACCUACUCUGACAACGAGCCUGGUGUGCUGAUCCAGGUGUUCGAGGGUGAACGAAGCAGAACCCGCGAUAACAACUCGCUGGGCAAGUUCGAGUUAUCUAGCAUUCCUCCUGCUCCUAAGGGAGUUCCUCAAAUCCAUGUGUGCUUUUGCGUUGAUGCCAACGGUAUUUUGGAUGUCUCUGCCUCUGGAAAGAAGAUUGAAAUUACAUUCACCAAUAGGGGCCGGCUCUCCAAGGAAGAGAUUGAGAAGUUAGUGCAAGAGGCUAAGAGAUACGAGGCUGACGAUGAAAAGCAUAACAUGAAGAUCGAGACAAAGAAUGCACUGGAGAAGUACGCUUACAACAUGAGGAACACGUUUAAAGAUGAGUUGUUUUCAGCCAAGGUCCCAUCUGCUAACAGGAAGAAGAUUGAAGAUGCAAUUGAGCAGGCUAUCAAUUGGGUCGAACGGAACGAACUUGCUGAGGCAGAUGAAUUUGAAUUCAUGAUGAGAGAGCUGGAGAGCAUAUGCAACCCGGUCAUUGCCAAGAUUGAGAAGGGUGGAGCCACGCAAGAGGAUAAGGAGCCUGAGAAGGAGAUUAAGAACGAGGCGCACGAGGCUGAGAAGUACAUGGCUCAGGAUGUGGAGCACAAGAAGAAGGAGAUCGAGAAGAAGGUGAAGACGGCUGAGACCAUCCCCGAGGAUAGGGAGCAUCAGAAGAAGGUGGAGGCAAAGAAAGUAUUGGAAAAUUGUGCUUACUACAUGAGUUACAGAAUCAGAGAAGUGAAGAAUGCUUUGGCAAAGGCUGAAGAUGAAGUUGAGCAGACCAUCCACUGGCUUGAAAGGAACCAGCUUGUGGAGGCACACGAGUUUGAGAAUAGGACGAAGGAGCUGGAGGGUAUUUGUUACCCUUUCACGGCGAAGAUGUACCAAGGAGGAUAGUGAUAAGAGUUUAUAGAUUUUUUUAGCAUCCCACAGGCCUAUAAAAUUCUCCAUCUGUAAAUUUGUUUCUAACUUAUGAAGAAUGUUGCUGUAAUAUGGUUUUGGUUUAUAUAUAAAGGAUCCGCAAUGCUUACAA
Messenger RNA from Alnus glutinosa, 2737 nucleotides. Its product is annotated as heat shock cognate 70 kDa protein 2-like. The record is from RefSeq and is a predicted model, not a curated record. Gene Ontology annotation, cellular component: cytoplasm. Gene Ontology annotation, molecular function: misfolded protein binding; ATP-dependent protein folding chaperone; ATP hydrolysis activity. Gene Ontology annotation, biological process: protein refolding; cellular response to unfolded protein. Lineage: Eukaryota; Viridiplantae; Streptophyta; Magnoliopsida; Fagales; Betulaceae. The transcript is spliced from 2 exons. Bases 376 to 2601 code for a protein of 741 amino acids.